Molecule: messenger RNA, 1775 nt
Organism: Apodemus sylvaticus (European woodmouse)
Lineage: Eukaryota; Metazoa; Chordata; Mammalia; Rodentia; Muridae
Product: activator of 90 kDa heat shock protein ATPase homolog 2-like
Biological process (GO): positive regulation of ATP-dependent activity; protein folding
Cellular component (GO): cytosol
Molecular function (GO): protein-folding chaperone binding; ATPase activator activity
Source: RefSeq, a predicted model, not a curated record
GGCGGGGACUUCUGGCACUUUCUGGGAGCUGCGGGCGUGCGGCUCACUGCUCUUCUGGCCGGAAACCGCGCGCUCCCGCUACCGGGGCUCUCUUCGUCAGUGCCGCUAUGGCCAAGUGGGGCCAGGGGGACCCGCGCUGGAUCGUGGAGGAGCGGGAGGACGGGACCAACGUGAACAACUGGCACUGGACAGAGCGGGAUGCCACCGUUUGGUCCAAGGGGAAGCUCCGGGAGCUCCUGGUUGGCAUUGCUAUGGAGAAUGAGGCUGGCCGAUGUGAGAUCAGUGAGUUGAAGCAGGUGGAAGGCGAGGCUUCUUGUAACAGCCGCAGAGGAAAGCUUAUUUUCUUCUAUGAGUGGAACAUCAAGUUGGCCUGGAAAGGUACAGUUAAAGAAUCUGGUGCAAAACACAAGGGAUUGAUUGAAAUACCCAGCCUUUCUGAAGAAAAUGAAGUCAGUGACACUGAGGUGAACGUGAGUAAAAAGAAAGGAGAUGGGGAAACACUGAAGGAUCUUAUGAGAACGACAGGCACCGCCAAGGUCAGGGAGGCCCUUGGAGAGUACCUGAAGGCACUCAAGACGGAAUUUACAACAGGAAUGAUUUUACCAACAAAAGCUGUAGCAACCCAGGAACUGACUCUUCAGAGGAAACUGACUGAAAACACGUUGCAGGCUUCUCCAGUGGCACUGGGUGUGAGGAUUCCCACAGUAGCUUUGCACUUGACAGAGCUGUUUGACACGACAGUAGAAGAGCUGUACAGUAUCUUCACUGUAAAAGAAUUGGUGCAAAAAUUCUCCAAAUCUCCUGCUGUAUUAGAAACUGAAAAGGGAGGGAAAUUCCAGAUGUUUGCUGGGAACAUCACUGGAGAAUAUGUGGACCUGGUAACAAACAGGAAAAUUGUCAUGAAGUGGAGGUGUAGGAGCUGGCCAGAAGAACACUAUGCAACAGUUGAACUGAAUUUUGUGCCUGCUCCAGGGCAAACCGAAUUACAGUUGGACUGUAAGGGCGUUCCUGUCUGUAAAGAGGAGAAGACGAAAUUCUGUUGGCAGAAGCAGCACUUCGAAGAAAUAAAAGGUUUACUUCAUCAGCUUACCACCCAGAAUGCUUGAAUUAGUCAGGUUUUAUAAGGACAUCCUUUUUUAAGCAGAAACUUAUCCUGUUUACUUCCUCUUUCUUCCUUAAAAAGUACCUUUCCCUCAAGGCCCUUAAUUUAUUUUGUAUUGGAGAAAUUCAUGAAACAACAUAAUCUAAAAGCAUUGUUUGAAAUAUUUUAGACUCUGCAUUGAGUGAAAUCAGGUGUCCUAUCUCAGCGUCCACGGGUGUUCCUCUGGGAAAAGGAGGAGAGGCUGAGCUCCCUGAGCUGAGGCUGCUCAUAGGAUGCUCCUGACUGCUACCGUUGAUUACGCUUAAGACAAAUAAAUGACAAUGUUUAUUUGUUCCUCUAUUCUGAGCCAGUCUCCAAGAUGGAGCUCAUCAGAGUGUUGCGGUGAGGGCUAGGUCUCCCAGCUGUCUUCCAAGCAGUCAGAUACUUCGGGAUUAGAGGAAAUGAGAUAUCUGCAUGGUAAAUUAACUUGUUUUGGACUGAGGAGAGAACUUCUCAAAUAGCAGAAUUGCCACGUGGUUCCCCUUCAGUCUCCUUACUGCUGUCAUUUGAAGAAAUUGAAACAACUUAUGUAACAAAGGAAAAGUUAUCACUGUAACAAAGGAAAAGUUAUCACAGUCAGUUUAUAGUACACAGAACAGCAAUCAUAUCAAUAAAAAUGAAACAAUUAUUUUUA